CUACGUUCUUGCUUCCACCACAAGCCGUUCAAGCACCCUGCUCUGGAGCGGAUCUUCCGGGCUGUCACGGUCGCAUAAUCCGGGCCAAUGAAUCCGACCAUAUGCAUCAAAUACCUGCACGCGAUACCAGACAGAUCCGAAUCUCUUUUCUUACGUGAAACAGCCAGCACUCGGACCGUUCUUACCUGUUCGGUGUGCUUCGCUUUCAGGCGAGAGAAUGCGGCGUGCUGUUAUGAAGACGACAAUUCCUCCAUCGAGGCGGCCGGUAUACACGAGCGCUUUCCGAACUUCGCUCGACACUGUCGCAAUCUUCUCCUGGACAGUUUAGGAUCCGGAUGCUCAUUGCGCCCGUCAACUUGAGACCUGCAUUUCCCAGGCUUCUGUUCUUGUGUCCCGGGAGCCUUUCCGUUCCCUCAGUCACUUUUCGAAGACAUUGUGACUGUAGUGCCUUUCACAAAUGAACUUGAUGCCCACCCAAAACACAGAUCUCGUGCAAUCCAGCUGGCAAUCAUUAUGAUCAAAUCGGCGUUAGAUCCUCGCAAAGAGUGACUUUCAGCGUGCAGAAGACCAAAAACAUCGAUACUACGUCGGAUGCUUCGUCGCUGCAUUCCGUAUCAGCGCGCCAAGUCGAUGGGGAUCAAUGACCAUUGUUCGCUGCUCCCAAUCCCCAAAUCUUCCUGAAACCGCCAACGCUAUCGACCAACACGGUCUCCAGGAGUGUCUUGACAUGUCGGAGAUCAAGUCUGUAAUGAAGCCACCGC
Messenger RNA from Mycena citricolor, 761 nucleotides. The record is from the annotation of a GenBank genome assembly. NCBI's taxonomy places the organism in Eukaryota, Fungi, Basidiomycota, Agaricomycetes, Agaricales, Mycenaceae.